Candida tropicalis MYA-3404 is the source of this 615-nucleotide messenger RNA. It is a transcript of the gene RAD59, whose product is annotated as Rad59p. The record is from RefSeq and is a predicted model, not a curated record. The transcript has a single exon. NCBI's taxonomy places the organism in Eukaryota, Fungi, Ascomycota, Pichiomycetes, Serinales, Debaryomycetaceae. Gene Ontology annotation, cellular component: nucleus. Bases 1 to 615 code for a protein of 204 amino acids. Gene Ontology annotation, biological process: double-strand break repair via homologous recombination; double-strand break repair via single-strand annealing; mitotic recombination.
AUGGCUUAUUAUGAUAGUAAAUAUGAUGUUGAUGAAGAGACAGCAAAGUUACCAAGCACAGUGGAGUUUUUCCCUAGUAUGAUUGAUUUUGAGUUUGAAGAAGAUCAAUGUGAGCCUACAAUAAUUCCAGCAGAGAUCAAGAGUGAUUGGGCUAGACGAAAACUAGGGACAUUGCAAUCAGAACUAGAUAAGAAACAAUAUGCUAGAGAAGCUAACCAUUUUGGAUCUAAAUAUAACAAUAAAAAAUUUUCUAAGACAAUUUUAUAUGGACUUGCAAAUAAAGUGUUUGGAUUUGAUGGCUGGUCUACAUCAUUAGAAAGUUGUUUUGUAGAAGAACUACCUGUGGAAGAGGAAGGUAAACAUUCAACGCGUUGUUCAAUUGAAAUUAAACUAAUAUUAAAAGAUGGUAGUUUUAUAAUUGCUUUUGGAAUAGGAGAUUCAACAAAUAUGCCGCAUAAAUAUAUGUCGUAUCAAACAGCAAAGAAGAAGGCAGUAACAGAAGCAAUGAAGAGUGCUAUAACUGGAAUGCCAUACUUGUGUAUUGAAAAUGGUGAUUCCGAAGAAACCAAUUUUGAUAAAUUAGAGACGGAAUUAAAAGUAAAAUACGGUAUUUAA